Molecule: messenger RNA, 3480 nt
Organism: Onychostoma macrolepis
Lineage: Eukaryota; Metazoa; Chordata; Actinopteri; Cypriniformes; Cyprinidae
Gene: ttk
Product: ttk protein kinase
Biological process (GO): chromosome segregation; protein localization to kinetochore; peptidyl-serine phosphorylation
Cellular component (GO): kinetochore; nucleus; spindle
Molecular function (GO): protein serine/threonine kinase activity; protein binding; protein serine/threonine/tyrosine kinase activity
Source: RefSeq, a predicted model, not a curated record
ACGUUUUGUUGUGUUUGUCUCCAGAAGAAGGAGUGAAGGGAAGCCCCGCCCCUCGAAUGCGAAGUGGUCACGUGAAAUACAAAUAGACCAAUAGGAACGCGCGUGUUGGUGGAAGUCGCGGAUUUUGAAACGGUUGCUCAACAAAACAUUCGAUCAAUCUCACCGUCAAAUUUGCCUGCUUUCUCCGUCUCGCUUGUGCAGAGAUGGAUGAAGAAGAGAGCACAGAGCGACAGAUGCAGAUCGCCAUGCUUUGUCAACGGCUGGCCAAGAUGAAGAAGUUAUACAAUGACGAUGACACGGAUUACAUCAACCAGGCCAUCAGCUCAAACUCACCCGACACCUGCCGGACGCUUCUGACCAAUCUGGAGAGGAAAGGCAAUCCUCAGACGGAUCCCAGCCUGCUCACUAAACUCAUCGACUGCUACACGCGAGUCUUUUCCAGCAUGCCGCUGGGCAAGUACAGUCAGGUCGAGAGCUACGCCAAGAUGCUGGUCAGAUUUGCAGAGUUAAAAGCCAUCCAAGAUGUAAAUGAUGCGCAGGCUAGUUUUGACAUAGCGAGAUCCCACUGUAAGGAUUUUGCCUUUGUUCACAUUGCUUAUGCUCAGUUUGAGCUUUUGCAAGGCAACAUUAAGAAAUGCACUUUGAUUCUUCAGAAGGCUUUUGAAAUGAAUGCUAAGCCCAGGCACGUUCUGGAGGCUGCCGUGAGGAAUCUAAACACAGGCAAACGCCAGCUCCUCUCGCAUGAAGAUAAGGAGAACUUCACAGUGUCUGCACAUGACGAUGCACACGAGUCUGUGAGAAGCAGCUCCAGAAGAUCCGAUGGAACGUGUGACCUGCAGAGCAGCAGCACUUUUCACCACGGGAGUGAUCAGAAGUUCAGUCCACUAGAGAACAUGAACAUGCCUGUGUGGAGAACAGGGUCACAUCAAAGAAGAACAGCCAUGGCAGAAAGAGUUCCCAUGGUGCCUCUCUCUAUCCCUGAAAACGAGAGCAGUGACUGUGACGGUGUUCAGAAACCAGAAGCUCCAUCUGCACACGGCUUUGGUUUCUCCAGGCAAACGAGUGGUUCAAAUGUCCGCUCCACUUUCCCCAUGUGUUCCUCAAAGAAAGGCACUCCAGAUGGGGACUCCUACAGUUUAUUAAACCUGAAGCCUCCUCUGAUUAGUCCAGAUCAUCUGAGGAGAGACAUUGAAGAGGGCGACACCAUCACAGCACUCCUACAAAGAGCAGAAAGAAAAGAAACUGCUCGAAUGGAAGAAACCACUGACAUAAACCAGCUCAUCAGCACAAACUCUCCUGAAAGUUGUCAGAUCUUCCUGAAAAACCUGGAGAAGAGAGGAGACCCUCGUUCAGACUCUGCGUUUCUCUCCAAACUGCUGGAAUGCUACUCUAAAGUGUUCGCCAGGUUUCCUUUGGCAAAGCAUUGCAAAACUGAAAGCUAUGCUCGAAUGCUGGUGCGAUAUGCAGAGCUGAAAGGGAUUGAAGAUCCAGAAGACGCUCAAGAUCACUUCAGUAUUGCCAGAUCGCACAGUAAAGCUUUUGCUUUUGUGCACGUCGCACAUGCUCAGUUUGAGCUCUCACAAGGCAACUCUAGGAAGAGUAAUUUGAUUCUUCAGAAAGCGCUGAGCUCAAACGCACGGCCGGUUGAACUGCUGCAGACCGCCAUCAGAAAUCUGAACUCUGGUAAAACUCAUCUGCUUCCUGCGGAGCAUGAAGAGAACGCUGCAGAAAAUUUGGAAGCACUAAGUAACAGAGGGGAAGAAGAAAAUCCAGCGAAGGCUCCUGAGGAGCAGCAAAAGCCUCUUGCUAAGGAAACUUCAUCAGAAUGGAAGAUCCCUACUCUCAUCAACAAACAUGCGUCUCCGGAGGAUCGUAAAGCUCCUGCAGUCCCCGUGUCCACUUCAUCCUCACUUCAUGCUAUGAGAACACCUGCGCCUCCCAGAUUACACCCCUCUCUCAGCUGUCAGACUCCCAACUACAAAGACCCGAAUGCAAACAGUUUUGUCACCCCUGUGGUGAAGCAGCGGCCGGUGGUUGUGUCUGUUCCAACGACGGCUCAGACAAUGGGUCACACUCAGUUGCCCUGCACUCCUCAGAGCCGGGUGUCCUGCGUCCCGCAGCCGUCACAGACCCCUGCCUCAGCUUUCUCAAACGAAUCCAUCACCAUCAAGGGGAAACAGUUCUUCAUUUUCAAGAUGAUCGGCCGAGGCGGAUCCAGUAAGGUCUAUCAGGUGUUUGACCAUAAGAAGCACGUGUAUGCUUUGAAAUACGUGAAUCUUGAGGAGGCCGAUGCUCAGGCCGUGGAAGGCUACAAGAAUGAGAUCGAGCACUUGAAUCAUCUUCAACAGUACAGCGAUCAGAUCAUUAAACUCUAUGACUAUGAGAUCACCAGCAGCUGCAUCUACAUGCUGAUGGAGUGUGGUCACCUGGAUCUCAACACCUGGCUGCGCAACCGCAAGUCCGUCAACCCUCUGGACAGGAAGUGCUACUGGAGGAACAUGCUGGAGGCUGUGCACACCAUCCACAAACACGGCAUCAUCCACAGUGAUUUAAAGCCAGCUAAUUUUGUGAUUGUGGAUGCUUCUAAACUGAUAGACUUUGGAAUCGCUAACCGUAUUCAGCCUGACGUGACCAGCAUCAUGAAGGACUCGCAGGUGGGGACUCUAAACUACAUGCCACCAGAGGCCAUUAAAGACACAUCCUCCAAUGGGAAACCAGGGUCAAAGAUCAGUGCUAAAGGCGACGUGUGGUCUCUGGGAUGUAUCCUGUACUGCAUGACUUAUGGAAAGACUCCGUUCCAGAACAUCACCAAUCAGAUCAGCAAAAUCCAUGCCAUCAUAGACCCGUCCCACGAGAUCGACUUCCCCGAUAUUCCAGAGAAGGACCUGCUUGAUGUGCUGAAGAGGUGUUUAGUUCGCAAUCCUAGAGAGAGGAUUUCUAUAGCAGAGCUCCUCGAUCAUCCGUACCUGCAGCUGCAACCUGCACCUGAGCCAGCAGAACCGUGUGCCAGUGAUUUGAAGAGGAUCCUCAAUGAACUGGCGGCUCUUCAGUCUCCCAACAGCAUCGCCAGAGCUGCUAGUAACCUGGCCAAGAUGUGCAACAGCGGGAGGAAGUUAGAUGUUUCUGAAUGUGUGAAAACAUCCAGUCAGACGCAGUGGAAAUGACGAGGAUGGAGAUGAAGCCUGCGGGACUCAAAACCACUCAGGAGCCUCACUUUAAACAAGCUUCCACUAGCUGCAAUCGUGCUUAAUUUCUUCUAGAUGCUUUCAAUAAAUACGUGUUUGUCCAUUUCUUUCUGUUUCUGAUUUUAUUUGACUACAUGAUGCAAUCUCAGAAAGUGUACAUGACAAAUAAACAUACCUUGUUAGGGAUAUUCCAAAUGUGGUAUUCUUUUCUAACAUAUAAUGCUGUUUUCUUGGAAGUAACUCUAAUUUUGCAGUAUGAUAAAUGUUUUCACAGCUUUCUCAUUAUUCAGUGCAU